This is a messenger RNA of Capsicum annuum, 1956 nucleotides long. Its product is annotated as putative E3 ubiquitin-protein ligase XBAT31. Gene Ontology annotation, molecular function: protein binding. Lineage: Eukaryota; Viridiplantae; Streptophyta; Magnoliopsida; Solanales; Solanaceae. The transcript is spliced from 8 exons. The coding region runs from base 349 to 1689 and encodes 446 amino acids. The record is from RefSeq and is a predicted model, not a curated record.
UUCAUUAACCUACCCGAAAAAUAUCCAAUUGCUGCCCGUUUUCUUUCGUAUUUCACCCUCUCAGCUGCCCGUUCUUCCCUGCCGUCGCUUUUCGGGCAGUUUCCAAACUUCAAUAUUCACGCAUCCCACCUCACCUUCUCACUUCUUGGACUCCAUAAAUAUGCGGAAUUCCAUACUCUCCCAAUUCCCAACUCUCCUACCACCACCAUCACCACCGCCCUCCACGGUGGUGAAAAGUGUCCUCCGGUCAGAUAUUUCAUAAGGGUGUUCAAGUAUACUUUUAAAAGUAAUAUACUGACCAUCUUUCGGUAUUCGCUGCAGCAGCAGAAUAAAGUUGAGAUUUUUAUUAUGGGUCAGAAACUCAGUUGUGGAACAAGUGAUGAACAUGAACUCUUCUCUGCUGUCCAGUGUGGUGAUUUGGAGACUGUGAAGGGUCUGUUUGAGAGAAAUCCGAGUCUUGUUCAUCAUUCUACUGUUUAUGAUCGACAAUCUGCUUUACAUAUUGCUGCUGCUAAUGGCCAGAUUGAGGUUGUUUCUAUGCUUGUAGACCAGUCUGUCAAUGUUGAUCUAUUCAAUCGGUAUAAGCAGACUCCAUUGAUGCUGGCAGCGAUGCACGGGAAGAUCUCUUGUGUGGAAAAGCUUAUUGAAGCGGGGGCCAAUAUUUUGAUGUUCGAUACGCUGAAUGGGAGAACAUGUUUGCACUAUGCUGCCUAUUAUGGUCACUCUGAUUGUCUCAAGACAAUUCUUUGUGCUGCUCAGACAUCGCAUAUUGCGUCUUCCUGGGGAUAUGCUCGGUUUGUGAACGUUAAAGAUGGUAAAGGAGCAACACCUUUGCACUUAGCAGCCCGUCAAAGACGGCCUGAAUGUGUUCAUAUUUUACUAGACAAUGGUGCUCUAGCUUGUGCUUCUACUGGUCGAUAUGGUUUUCCAGGGAGUACAUCACUUCAUUUGGCUGCAAGAGCUGGUUCUCUUGAUUGCAUCCGUGAAUUGUUAGCAUGGGGAGCAGAUCGAUUACAAAGAGAUGAUUCAGGGAGAAUACCAUACACAAUUGCUUUUAGACACAAACAUGGUGCAUGUGCGGCUUUGCUGAAUCCUUCAUCUGCAGAGCCUCUUGUCUGGCCAUCGCCUUUGAAGUUCAUUAGUGAGCUGAAUGAAGAGGCAAAACAUUUGCUAGAAUGUGCCCUAAUAGAGGCGAACAAGGAGAGGGAAAAGAACAUCCUAAAAGGAACAACUUAUUCGCCACCUUCGCCAACCAAUUCUGAUAAUGAGAUGGAUGACAACGUCUCUGAGGUCAGUGAUACAGAAGUUUGUUGUAUAUGCUUUGAUCAAGUAUGCACUAUUCAGGUCCAGGACUGCGGGCACCAGAUGUGUGCACAUUGUGUACUGGCCUUGUGCUGUCAUAAAAAGCCUAGUCCUACUACGACCAGUCCUACCGCACCUGUGUGCCCAUUCUGUCGUAGCAUCAUUGUUCAAUUAGAUGUUAUCAAGCUUGAAAAGAAAGAUGGCACGAGCCACGAUGUUUCUUCCUCAAAGCUCAGGAAGUCUAGGAGAUCAAGAAACUUCAGUGAGGGCAGUAAUAGUUUUAAGAGCUUAUCUGCAGUAAGCUCUUUCGGCAAAAUGGUUGCUCGCGGCUCUGGCAGAAUUGCUGCUGAAGACGUAUACAUUGAUAAGCCAAUAAUUCUUGACUGAUAGCAGAAUUUUGCAUCAAGACUUCCAAUUGACGUGGGUUUUAAGAACGUCCUAAAUGGUACAUAUCGAAAAGAUCUUUCUCUCCGAUCUCCGAUCACUUGACAGGAAGCAAGCGGAAGUCAAAAUGUUUUGCGCGCUUGGAUUGGUCAGUAGUAUAUUGUCUUCUGUGAGUGCAAGUAAACCACAAAAUUGCUGUUAAAUUCUUUUUAAUUGUGGUCGAUGAAGGACGCCUAGUUGUACCUUGGAAUAGAAAGAAUUUUGUUACCA